AUGCCUAGAAGGCAGAAGUCGAGAUCAGAAGGUGGUCAGAAUGAGCCCACGGAUACAAUAGUUGGGGAGCCAUUCUGCGGUUCUGAGGGUUAUAAGCGGAUUAAGACACAUUUCCCAUCAGCAAGAAUUAAGAAACUUAUGCAAAGUGAUGAAGAUAUUGGAAAAGUGGCACAAGCUACACCAGUUGCGUUGGGGAGGGCUUUGGAGCUCUUUAUGUGUACUUUAGUGGAGAAGGCGGUGAGCACAGCAAACGAAGAACAGACGAAAAAAGUGAAUGUUAAAGUUUUAAAGAAGACCAUCGAGGAGAAUGAGAAAUUUGACUUUAUAGUUGGUGUUUGCGACAAAUACCUUAAAUCGAACGAGGGAGGUAGAUAG
Brettanomyces bruxellensis is the source of this 375-nucleotide messenger RNA. RefSeq lists its product as uncharacterized. Gene Ontology annotation, biological process: positive regulation of transcription by RNA polymerase II; transcription by RNA polymerase II; negative regulation of transcription by RNA polymerase II. The record is from RefSeq and is a predicted model, not a curated record. Lineage: Eukaryota; Fungi; Ascomycota; Pichiomycetes; Pichiales; Pichiaceae. The transcript has a single exon. Gene Ontology annotation, cellular component: nucleus; negative cofactor 2 complex. Bases 1 to 375 code for a protein of 124 amino acids. Gene Ontology annotation, molecular function: transcription corepressor activity; core promoter sequence-specific DNA binding; protein heterodimerization activity.